CUAUAUUGAGAGAGACGUGUCCGUCACUGAAAAGUCAAUCAAUUUCUUAAAUUCAUUUUGUUGGAACUGAUGUAUGAAAAAGUUAUUAUUGUGAAUUAUUAGGUUAAAUAGAAGAAUUGUGAUAUUAAAAAAUGCCGGCGACCGCGGCAGGUAAGCCGGUUAAUGGCCCCAAUAAAGGGUUAUUCCAAAAUACGGCCGGCUUCAGUACGUUGAUCACGGUCACAGUUCUGACACUAGCUUGGUUGGCCGGUUUUGCAUCUCGAUUGUUUGCUGUAAUACGAUUUGAAAGUAUAAUUCAUGAGUUCGAUCCUUGGUUCAAUUAUAGAUCCACCGCGUACAUGGUGCAGCAUGGUUUUUACAACUUUCUUAACUGGUUUGAUGAGCGCGCGUGGUAUCCUCUUGGUCGUAUUGUUGGCGGAACAGUAUAUCCUGGCCUCAUGAUCACAUCAGGCACCAUUCAUUGGUUAUUGCACACCUUAAACAUACCAAUUCAUAUAAGAGACAUUUGUGUGUUUCUUGCUCCUGUAUUCAGUGGUUUGACGGCCAUAGCAACAUACUUGUUAACUUCAGAGCUAUGGUCGAGGGGAGCUGGUUUAUUUGCUGCUUGUUUUAUAGCGAUAGUACCAGGCUACAGUAGUAGGUCAGUGGCUGGCAGCUAUGACAAUGAGGGUAUAGCCAUCUUUGCUCUGCAGUUUACAUAUUAUCUCUGGUUGAAAAGUGUGAAAAGUGGGUCUGUCUUUUGGUCAAUAUGUACUGCACUAUCCUAUUUCUACAUGGUAUCAGCAUGGGGUGGAUAUGUGUUCAUCAUAAAUUUGAUACCUCUUCAUGUAUUUGUUCUACUAAUCAUGGGCAGAUUUUCACAACGGCUGUUUGUCAGUUAUACCGUAUUCUAUAUCAUAGGAUUGCUGUUGUCUAUGCAGAUACCAUUUGUAGGUUUCCAGCCUAUACGCACCAGUGAACAUAUGGCUGCAUCAGGUGUAUUUGCAUUAUUGAUGGCUAUUGGUGCAAUGAAGUAUUUACACAGUCUCAAUCCUAAGGGUCAGUGGAAACAGCUUUUAAUUGUAGGGGGAUUGACUGCAGCUGCUUUAGUAUUCGUCUUGGUUGUUUUCUUGACUUAUGUUGGUGUUAUUGCACCAUGGAGUGGUCGGUUUUACUCUCUGUGGGAUACAGGAUAUGCAAAGAUACACAUUCCUAUAAUAGCAUCGGUGUCAGAACAUCAGCCGACAACCUGGUCAUCAUUCUUCUUUGACCUUCAUGUUCUUGUGUGCACCUUCCCAGUAGGAUUGUGGUAUUGCAUCAAGAAUGUUAAUGAUGAAAGAGUUUUUGUGGCCCUGUACGCCCUAAGUGCGGUAUACUUCGCGGGCGUGAUGGUGCGCUUGAUGUUGACCUUAACUCCUGUUGUGUGCAUCCUGGCUGGUAUUGCAUUCUCCAUAUUACUUGACCUUGUGCUGAAGGAAGAUGAGAUAGUCAUGUCACCAACUGAGACUGAAGAAGUUAAGAAUCUUUAUGACAAGGUAAUGUUUUUAAAUUACAAUUUUUUUAUAGUUGAACAUCCCAGAGAUAUACACGAAGCGGAUUACUUCACGGAGCGCGGCGAAUAUCGGAUAGAUUCGGAAGCCUCGAAAACUAUGUUGAACUGUCUAAUGUACAAAUUAUCAUAUUAUAGAUUCGACAGCGGCGGCAGUCCGCCGGGGUACGACCGCACGCGUGGCUCGUUGCCCGGCAACCGCGGCUUCAAGCUCACCUACCUGGAGGAAGCCUACACCUCUGAGCACUGGCUUGUCAGGAUAUACAGGGUAAAGAAGCCGGACGAGUUCAACCGACCUCGUAUUCCUCUUGCCAAGAGAACUAUUCCUACCUCUAAUGCGGUCUCUAAAAAGUUUUCGUCAGGCCUAGGAUCAGGGGUACAGUAUAACAUAACAUCAAAACGAAGAAAAGGUCUCCUAAAGAACAAGCCGACGAUAGUGAAGGGUAAGAAGGUGGGCCGGCUGGAGUGACGUCACCUGGCCACAGCCUAGUUAAUGUCUGCAUAUCAGUGGUAAAUCUGCAAUUAUCUUCAUUUUAAAAACCGCGAUGAAAACCGUUACAUCUCUUAAAUGCAAAGACAUUUAAGAAAUGUAUAGACCAGGCAGAGUAAAUAAAUUUUUGCACCGGUAAUUUCUCUGACAGGUAUUAUAUCAGUUGUCAGGUUUAGCCAACUCCUCUCCAUCUCUUACAAUAAAAAAUAUAGAUGUAUUGAAUACUUCCUUUCAAGAAGUUGGUAAAAAAUAAACUGAACAGUGUCACAAAAUGACAUAUAUACAAAUGUUUAAUAAAUAUUAUUUUUUGACACUGCAACAAAUUUAAAUAAAAUUAUAUUGAUUUAAUGUUUGGAGGACCGAUUAAUAGACAGUGUUAAUGGAUCAUGUCAAAAAAUGUCUCAAGUGAAGUAUCAACUAUGUCUACUCUAUGUGUUUUUUUAAUAUCUUUGCUUAAAUGUAACUCUUUUCAUCUUUUCUGUAUAUUUUGAUUCAUUGUAAUUUAUGACAAAUUUGAAUUACACGCUUGCCUUUUCUGUAUGUAGAUUUUUGAUUUAAAAAUCAUUGUAUUUCAAAUGAUUUUAGUGUAAUGUUUGAGUUAUUUUUAAUGUAUGAAGCACAAAAUCAGUAUCAUAUUUGACGGAAUUGAUAUUAGAUUAGUAGUUUAUUUCCCAAGUCGAAUUGAUAUCAGUACUAACCUAUUUUAGAUUAUAGAGAAAUGCAGUUUUCAUUUUUUUUUGUAUUUAGGACCUGUCCCACCAAAUUAUAAAUUGCCUGAUAACAAUCGAAAGUGUAAUAUGUCAUGCAUAUAUCGGAUUUUUACAUUAUUUAACAGUGAUGUCAUUUUUAAGCUAUCUGAGCCUCUAUCAGCCAGUGGUGGGACAGGCCCUAAGUGGGAGGAAGUGAUUUCUGUCUAAACCACGAUUUUUUUUUAAAA
Messenger RNA from Papilio polytes (common Mormon), 2955 nucleotides. It is a transcript of the gene Stt3B, whose product is annotated as dolichyl-diphosphooligosaccharide--protein glycosyltransferase subunit STT3B. Gene Ontology annotation, molecular function: dolichyl-diphosphooligosaccharide-protein glycotransferase activity. The transcript has 13 exons. The coding region runs from base 132 to 1997 and encodes 621 amino acids. NCBI's taxonomy places the organism in Eukaryota, Metazoa, Arthropoda, Insecta, Lepidoptera, Papilionidae. The record is from RefSeq and is a predicted model, not a curated record. Gene Ontology annotation, cellular component: membrane. Gene Ontology annotation, biological process: post-translational protein modification.